Molecule: messenger RNA, 1575 nt
Organism: Stylonychia lemnae
Lineage: Eukaryota; Ciliophora; Spirotrichea; Sporadotrichida; Oxytrichidae
Source: the annotation of a GenBank genome assembly
AUGAACUUGCUCAUCAAGUUACUCUACAACUACUAUAAGAUAAGGAUUUUGUCAAUCUAGAUUUGUCAACAUUCAUACCCAAUUUAUGAGACUAAGGACAAGACUAUUGUAUAAUCAAAGGAGAUUUCCUUAUAUUUAUUUCAUGUCCUUCUACAUCUUAAUCAUUGGUCGUAGAUGUGGAUUCCUUAAAACAUUAUCUCUUAUGAAAAUGUUACUAAUGUUUAUAGCUACCGAGGAGACAGAAUAUUAAGUUACUAUUAUGAUGGUUGGGAUAAUGUCUAAAUUAGAUCUUAAAGUCUCAGCUCCUCAUCUCCAAAAUCCUAUAAUCUAACAUUCUUUGAUAGUAGAAUUCAAAUUGCCAAAGCAAUUAGCAGCUAUGAUGAAGAGUACAUUGAAGGAACAAAUGAUUUCACACCUCCGAUUUUAUACUCUAAAUUCAUGGUUACAUCUUAAAGAUUACCGAUCUCGAUCAGACCAGGUGCUAAUAAGCUAGACUUAAUUUAAAACUAUUCUUUCAUUCAGAUGUGCUCAAGCUAGAUAGUAACAUCAGAUAGACUCAUUGCAAUUCAAUGUGAUAUCAAUGGAGAAAUUCACAUUUACGCAAAAAGUGGUUUUUCUCUAAUACUAAGACUUAGGAUUCCAACCUAAUGGGCAUUUACUGAGUUUUAGAUAAGCAAUUUUACAUAAAACACUAACUUCUUUAUGAUUCAUAGAUCAUAUCAGAAUUUUCUUUUCUUUCAAUUGACUAAUUAUACUUUUACCACAUCAAGCAUAUAGAAAGUGGUGAACGGUACAAUUUAGACAAUAAAACUUAUGAUACUUAUCUACUCAAACAAACGACAAGAAAUCCAUUCUAGUAUAGUUAUUCGUAGAUUUGCUUCUAUGAUUAAUAUCAAGACUCUAGAAAAAAAUGUAGGCCAUGUUCAAUUAACUCUUAUUCUCUUACAAUAAAUCCUACUCAGUGCUACUCGUGUGCCAACAUUAAUUAGCUAAACUUAGACCAAGAUUCAAUUCAAAAAUUAAGAUUUUUAUGUCUACCUGCUUAGGAUCAUAUCUCCAAAUUAAAGAAAUAGUGAUUAACUGAGUUUGAGCUCCAAUUAAGUAAAGGUAAAUAGAAUAAAUGAGUUAUCUCCUGAGAAUGUUUAUCAAGCAGAUAUAAAACCAGAGGGUAGUACUGAGAAAGAUUGCUGUGUCAUCUGCUUUGAUGAUUUCAAGUCUUUUGAUAGAAUAAGAACAACUUAGUGUAGUCAUAUAUUUCAUUCAAAGUGUAUGACAUAAUGGGUUGAAAGUUAACUUAAUACUUUUAUGCAAUACCCAUCACAUCAAAACGAACCAUUUUGCCCAACAUGUAAGCAUGAUUUAACCAAAGAAAUAGAAAAGAAAGCAACUGCUAGAGAAGAGUAAAAUAAUAGAGUAUCCAACAUUUAAGUUAAUUAGGAAAAUGCAAAUUAUGGACCUGAUGAGGAUUAAAGUAGAUCUCCCUUUGUAAUGGGCCCACAACCUAACUCAAUGAAUAAUGUUCAUACUAUGGUGAUGAGCAUUGAAGAUAUGCCAUUAGACUAGGAUAAUAUGUGA